GUCCAUCUUUAAUCUUUGAUGUGUUGUGUUGUUAACAAAAAUUGUCCUGAAAAUAUUAUUACCACCUCUACAGUAGAUCUAACAGAAAAAUUUCAAUCUGCAAUUUCACCUGCAAGCUACUGCAGCUAAAUUUAUCUUGCAGAUGAAGUGUGAAAAUGGAUAGGUUGAGUCAGUUGCGAGGUGAGGCGGGGACGUCCAGGGACUCCACGCUGGACACCUCGUCGCCGCCGAGCGAGUCGUACAUGACCGCCAACGAGAGCUCUUCAAAAUACUUUUCUCUGUCAGAAGUUGACUCCACCUUUGAUAUCUCACCUAUAAAAGAUGUUUCACUCGCGUCCGCCAAUAUGGAAUCCGAGAAGACUAUGACUGAAUCGGACCAGUUGAUAUCCAACCUGUCUCCAAUUGGAAAGAAAGACUUUUUGGAGGACUACAAAAUUGGUAAACAGAUAGAAGCAGCGAACAUAUUGUCGGGUGGUGUGGACAUAUUUGACGAUAAUGACAAUUCAUAUGAUGGUGAUGAGCUUGUGAUCGAUGACAACGUUGAUGUGGAUGAGAAAUCAAAUCCUGAACUAAAGCUCACCGAUACCACUGAAGCAACUCUUGUAGAAACCGAAGCUGUGCCAAGCAAAGACAUGGAAGUGAUACUUCAGAUUGACGGCAAGAAUGUGGAUGCUAUAGACAUCGGUAACGGCCUAUACUUGUACAGGAAGGAGGGGCGGGAGGAGCUGGCCGCCGUGCAGAUCAUAGAUGAUGACCAGCAUCAGUCAAACUUUAAAUUUCUAAAAGUUCGUGAAAAUGCUGAAGGAAAUUUGGAGGUUUAUGAAGAAAUUCAAAUAGAAGUGCCCAAAGAAGUGCCUGUGAAAGAAGAAAAAGGUGUCAGUAAAAGUGUUCCACAUGUCCCAAUAAAAGACAUAAACAAAGUAAUUAGUGAAUCAACCAGUAAUAAAAUUACUGAAAGGAAAACCCAACCUCAAAAUAUUUCGCCGCCGGCAGUUGCUGUGGUGAAGGAACCAGAAGAGGAGACAAAUAAAGAAGAUCAGCCCGAACCUAAAUCAGGAGCUAGCAAGAAAAUGAAAUUUAGUGACUCUAGGAAGUCCCCAGUUAUAGGCAGUUUUACACCUAUGACAUUCCAUUCAACACCAAAUAAAGAAGGGAUUCCCCUCACCAAAACAAUGGUGGACCAACAGUUGCACCCCAGCAGACAUUCAGAUAACAUUAAAAAAACCAUUGAGGUCCACACUGACAGUGCCAAACAAAGAACCGUAGAAACAUCAGGAAAAACGAAAGAUGAUGAUAAAAAUAAGCCUGUAUUGGCUGAAAAAAAUACUUCUGGUGAUAAAAGUAGUGUAGUAGAAUUAGGUUUAGAUGUCAAAGACUUGUCAAAAGAUAUUACAGAAGUUGAUGUCGAAAAAGAAGAUAAAAUGAUAGAAGAGAAGUUGGUGAUUGAGGAAAAAGAUAAUGAGAUGGUGAUUGAGAAGAAAGAUAAUGAGUUGGUGAUUGAUAUAAAAGAGAAUGAAAUUCUCGAAAAAGAUGAAAACAUUAAACUGGAUAAGGAACUCAACAAAUCUGAAGAGACAGAAGCUAAGUCGGCUGAUUUAAGUAUAAAUAAUGACAAGAAAUCAUCAGAACCCUUAGUUGUUGAAAACGAAACAAGUAAACUGGAAAUUGAAGAAGAUCCUAAAAUGGAUAUUAUUGAGGAAACUGCUUUACUUGCUCCAGAAACUAAAUUAUCUGAAGUAAUUGAUGUUACUCCACCUCCAGUUGAAAGUAAUGUUAGCGAGAAAUGUCAAAUCCCAGAGUUAGUUAAAGAAAAUGAAAAGAACACCAGUACAUCUACUGAUAACAAAGAUUUAGAAAAAGUUAGUAAAGAAACUGUAGCUAAGAGCGAUAUUGAAUUCACCAAUGUAGAUAGUAGUGUUAAUAAUAAUGCAAAGAAAGUUGUUGUGGACAACCAAUCAAAAGCUACUGAUGAGGUGGAUAACAUAUUGGUCACUGACAAUAUUGAAAACAAAAAUCACAAAAAUAUUAAUACUUCUGAUAUUACCGCUGCUAAAGAAAUUGUAAAGGCUAUGUGCACUGACAAUAUUGACAGCAAAAUUGUGAAAAAGAUUGAUACAACUGAUGUUGCUAAUACUCAAGACAUGGUAAAAGAUGAAAAGAAGGAGUCUCAAGCUACGACCAUUGAUGCUACCAAAUCGUCUUCAGUUGAGGAUUCGACUUCUUCAGUUAAUCUUUCAACAAGUCCAAUCCCAGUCAACAUUUCUAAACCGUCAAAAGUAGAAGCAGGAAUUAAGCAGAAAGAAGAUAAAUCAGAUAAAAUAGAGAAACAGGAUGUGACACCAGAAAAGAAAGACAUUGAUGAACCAAAAGAUGUAAAACCAAAAUUACCCCAGGAACAAAAUAACGAUACUCAAGUGAAUACAGACAAAAAGCUUGCCAACACCUUGCCCAGCAUAAAUUCAGAUGUCUCUGCCACUGGCGUGGCUUCUAAAGGUGACCCCAAAGUGCAAUCUGCUGCCACUAUAAAGGAACUAAAAGAAAUUAAUGCACAAGCCGUCAAGCCAGUCCCUGCAAAUACCAUACCGCAAACUAAAAAUGAACCAGUCGAAAAGAAAACUUUACCCAAAGCGACAUCGACUACUGAAACAAAGCCAAUCAACAAUAACCACGCGCCUGUACCUUUCGGCAAAUGGACCGAAGCGAAUCGCCAAGCUUUCCUCAAUAAGAUAAAGGAGACGAAAGUGCCUACAAAUAGUUCUAAUGGAAAGCAAAUAAAGAAUUCCAACGAUUUAAACAGGAGAGAUGUACUGAAGAAAAUAGAUAGUCAAAGACAAUCCAGUAUAGCUUCUGCAAAGGCUCAAGAACUGAAAAAUGACAGUCAAAGACAGUCGAGCAUUAACACUGCAAACGCUCAAGAUUUCGGCAGCGCCAAUAGAAUGGGUGUUAAGAAGGAAGCAGCUGCGCUUGCUGUCAAACAGGCGGUGCCGCUCGAAAGUAGAUUACCUGUCAAAACAGAACCGCCUAUCUUAAAGAACAGUUCAGCUCCUGUGAAGAAGACUAUUACUAAGCAAGAAACAAUUGUUAAACCACAACCUCAAACUGAAACAGUAGCUAGUUCAGCCAUGGAUCUUAAAAAGGAUAUACAAAAAAGGAAAGAAAUUAAUAAUCAAGAUCUAAUUGACAAGACCAUUGAAGAAAUAAUCAAUAGGCCUAUCCCUGCGAAAACUCCCCAGGAAGAACAGUCUCAACGUUGUUUUGACGAUAUUGAGAGCCAGAUGAAUGAGUUGCAUGGCAAGCCUUUCAUUGAGCGUCCUAUUCAUGAACUGCCCCCUGCACAGAAGCUUGGACCUAAAACAUAUCUGAAACCAGAAUUACAACAGGCCAAUGUUAGCAAACCCAGCAAAAUACCUAGUCUCUUACCGUUUAGUAAAACCCAGCAGGCUGGGCUCAAGGAAAACGCGCUUGACAUUGAUUCUGAAGAAGAAGUUAUUAUUGAACAUGAGCCCAUCACUGGCGAUAUGGAUCUAGACAAAAAGAAAACUACAAAAUUAGUAAUUUCAGAAAAGCUUCCUGUUUCUGAAACUGUUACCCUGAUAAGUAAAGAUUCCUCUAAAAAAGAAACUAUUAUUACAGAAACUGAUUUUGAUAAAUUUGUUAGGCGUAAUUCUAUAAGCUAUGAAAACUGCUUCACGGUAAACUUUGAUGGCAAAGACCCUCACAACGUGAUACAAAGUAUAGUCCAGAAAGAUGUGGUGUUGAAAACCUACUCUAAAAUAGACUCGUCAAAUCAUGAUGCUAAAGUUAUAUCACCUCGUAAGCGUGAUCUUUUCGCCCAGAAUUGUCUUCCAAACACAAAGUUUUCGAAUACAGUAAACGAAGACGACGGUAAAAACUAUCAGUCCAAAGUUAAAAUGGCUUAUCAGACAGCAAUGACUGCUAAGAAAAAAAUGGAAAGACCGAUCCCUAUAAUUGAAGAUAGACCUGUCAAAGUAGUUUAUAUGGACACAAACACUGAAUUUAUAUCUAACCAGCUAAAUGUUCAAGGCAAAGAAUUAUCACCAGCUAAAAAACUUCCACCAAGCGUUGAAUCGGCUACAACUGUUACAACUGAUUCUUUAGACUCAGAUAAUACAUUAGAUUCAAUAGAAGAAGAAAAAUUGGUUGAUGAAACAAAAAACAAAACAAAACACCAGAGGAAGCAAGUCUUAACCCCCGUUGAGACACCUGAGCUGGAACUAAUUGAGCCAGAUGAUUUAGGAAUUGAAGUUUCGCCCAAAAAGAAACGAAAGACUGAAGCUGAGAAAAAUACAAAAACGCUUGUGCCUAAAAAAUCGUAUUUACUCGGCCGUGGAAACACGAUAGAAAACGCGCCCUCAAAGUCAUUUGAUUUGAUCAAGACUUCGCAAAGGGAAUCUCUGAGCCAUGAUCGUUCUCACAUUGCUCAUAAGAAUACCGCGUCAGCCAUAGAUAGUUUGGUAAAAGCUGCUGAAUUAUUAGAAACCCAAUCUGGUCAAAUUCCUGCGAAAGCACCAGAUACUCCGUCGUCUGACAGUCAACAAAAUACACCCGUCAAAAGAGGUAGAGGUCGUCCUAGAAAAAAUCCUUUACCAGAGGGAGCCACUGAUAAGACUAAAGUUCCAAGUCCGCAAAAGAAACCGAGAUUAAUUGAUGCUAAAAUCGUCAAAAGCAAAGAUACAGACGAUGAUGAUUGGAGCUCUGAUGACGAUGCAAUAGUAAAAGAAAAUUGGACAAUGGGUAAGAUCAAUCAAAACAUAGUUUGCCCAAUAUGCAACAAAUUAUUCCGCUCAGAGAAUGUAGUCUUUAAACACGUUAAGCAUUGCUCGGGUCCUUCACCUAGUCGUUCUGAUUCUGAAAAUAAAAAUCCAAGGAGACUUAGAGAAUCCCAGGAGUCCGAAUCAAGGUCCUACGAGAGUAAAUCUGAUGAUAUGGAGAUUGAGGAACCUGACACUUCGCUCAAAGAUGUUCGUAAGAAACGUAAAUCCAAAGAUUCACAACGUAAACAGAAUGAUAAAGAUGAAGUCAUUGUAAUUGAAGAUACACCUCUUAAAGCUAAGUCAGACAAACGAGAAGAAGCCAAACAAGUUGAAUUGAAAAAGCCCACAAAUAAAAACAAAUUGCCAGACAAAGCUAGCAACCUCGUAUGCGAGUUUUGCGGGAAGACGUUUAGGCAACUAUCGUACUUAGUUAGCCAUAAAUUACAACAUGGUAAAGAUGCAAAGAAACCAGAAAAUGAAUCUGCUAAGACCAAUAAAUCCGUUUUUAGCUGUGAAGUCUGCAAAAAAGAAUUCAGGAAACUACAUCACUUAGCCCAACAUCGCCUAAUGCAUAACCCGAGCAGUGGUUCUGCUAAAAUGUCACGAAAGAGUUCCUCGGAACAAAGUGAGAAUAAGUCAAAAGAGCAAAGUACAUUAAAGCAAAGCGAAGAUCCAAGUGCUGGAUUCAGAUGUGAACCAUGCGAUAAGUCUUUCAGGAAACUUCACCAUUUAGUGGAACAUAGAGAAACUCACGACGGAAUCAAUAGGCAGAAGAAUACUUCCACAGUGCAAACUAACACAGAAAAACUUCCGGCGCCCCCACAGUGUGAUAUUUGCAAGAAAACUUUUAGAAAAUUACAUCAUUUAAUAGAACACAAGGAACAACAUACGGAAACCAGUUCGGAAAAGUCAGACGACAAAAGUAUCAAAAGUUCAUUGUCAACUAAAGAUAUCAUACAUGAGUGUUCCCUUUGUUACAUGGUGUUCCCUAAUGAGCACUCUUUAACUAAACAUACAAUAAUUUGUCAAAGAAAAAAGAGACAGUCGGCCUCCAAACAAGUAAAGCAAUCUGAAGAGACUGAAUUAAGUCAAGACCAAGAAAUAAUUAAAACAGACGAAAAUAAAAUAGAAAACGAAGAUGAGGAUGUUACAAUAGUUACCGACGAAGUUGUUAUUAAGGAAAAGCCUGCUCAAGAGAUACCAAAAGAUCAAAUCAAAGACAAAGUUGAAAAUAAAACAGAGAUUGCAGAAAAAGGUGAUGUAAAAUUAACGACACCAGUGGUGCUAAAUGAAUCUCCAAUACCCAAUCACGAAAAAGAGAAAAAAGAAGACAAUAAACCCACUGAGCCUAUCAAGCAUAAUCUUCCAAAAGCAGAGGUGGUCCCAGAUGUGCCUGUUAAAGUUAAAAAAGUAGAAGAUAAAGAGGUGAAACCGAGUGUUCAAGACACAUUGCGGAAGAAGACCCCAUCAAAAGACAAAGUAGCACCUACUGUUACUAAACGGCACAAACCUAAUCUACCACCACCCGUCGUCGAACCAGAACUCCCUAAACCUGCAGAGUCCAGUGAUGAUGACGAAGUCCGGUACAUGUUAAACCCAGAUUACAAGUUUGAAGACAACGAAGGAAAGUUGUUCAUGAAAGUCAGAGCGAAUAAGCGUAAUUCUCUCCAAAUCGAAAGACCGAAUUCAAAAGAUUUAGUUACAAGACGAAUAUCGUUACAGCAUCCUCUUAAAGUCCCGCGUCUAAAGGCCAAAGCUGUCCAAAACAAAGUGACGCCGGCCAAUCCAACAACCUCGACGAAAACAGUUGCCAAAGCCCCAAAAUUGGAACCGGUGCCCUCCACCGAUUCCGACGACAGCGACGUCAAAUAUUCUUUCCCCAAAAACAUCGCUGACAAACUUCCAAAGUCAAAUAUUCCAGAACCGUCGUCAAAGGAGCCCGCGAAAAAGAUACAGAGAAAAUCAUUGGCGGAUAAACGAAAAUCCCUCAGCAGCAUAGCGAAGAGAAAGUCAUUGGGAAAAUCAGUCGGAGCAAAACUCAAAUCGAAACCGUCUCCCGCGAAGCAAGUCAGAAAACGAACAACAGAAGUCGAGCACAGGUGCGACUGCGGGCAACUAUUCAGCAGCGCGGCGCUGCUGGCGCGCCACACCACGCUCGCGCACACGCCGCCGCGCGUCCGGCGCCGCCGCUCGCCGCCGCCGCCGCCGCCGGACGCCAAGCCCCGCAAGUCCGGCGUACCCGCCGCCAAGCCCCGCCCGAGUGCCGACUCGCGGAAAUCCAGCGUCAAAAGCGACGUCGGCGCACCCAAAACCGCGCAGCCCACUAAACGGAAAUCCAGCAUGAAACUUGAACCCAAAACGCCCAACGAACCUCGCAAGUCGCCCAAAAGCAGCGAGAAGACGGACGCGAGGAGCGCUCCGAUCAACGCCAAGCUGAGGCGAUACGCCGCCCACAAGGGAGUGCCCGUCCCGGAGAAGAUGAGGAAACUUAUGGAGAAAUCUAAGAAGUGAUCCGACGGUUCGGGCCGGCUCUAGAUUGGACUGAGUAACAUUUCCCUGGAUUAUUUCGGAAAUGAUAAGCUAAGAGGUAUGUUAGGCGAAUCGCUAGUUUGUAUAUUUAUAGAUGAAAUCGCGCAUGCAACGCUCACAAUGACGUAACAUAUGGACCAUUGUAACAUAGAAAUAUUUUUACACAGCAGUGGACUAAGUUACAUAACAACAUCAGGUAUAACGAUAUUUUAGUGGGUUUGUAACGCGUUGAUUUGUCUAUGUAUUUGUAAAUUGCAGAACUUCAUUAGAUGAAUAUUUUGUCAAUUUGUUCUACAAUUAGGUAGUUAUAUGUAUGUAUCUAUAAGAUUAACUAUUUAUAUUUUAUUAGCGUUAAGAAUUACAAACAUUUGGGUUAUUUUCAAACAGUGCAAUUCAAAUUUUCAACAAUGACUUGAUUGUUGAUGAUUUAAUUAAAGUUUGUCAUUACCUACAUACUUACAUAAUAGAUGUCUUGUCAAUUAUUUUUUACAGUCGCGUUAUAUUUGGUUUAUUUUAAUUAUUGUACCACACAUAUCUAUCUACCGUUUUCACUGUAUUAUUACGUAGUUAAAAAAGAGCUUACGUUUUUAUAAAUGUAAGUAGAUUUUAAUAAAUAUUAUAAAUAAUUUUGUGAGCUUCCCAAUUAUGCAACCUUUAGUGCUUUGUUGUAACGUAUGAUUUGGUAUAAUAAUAUAGUGAAAUAUUGAUAAUAAUUAAUAUAAUCAGAUUUUUCUGAUUUCAUGAAUUAAUAAAAUUUAAAACCUAAAUUGAAGAGAUUUUAUCCAUAAAAAAGUAAGACCAAAAAUGAUAUUUUGGAAAUUAAAAAAUUUAUUGCAUAAGUAUAUUACCUUAUCAUUUUAGCUGGUUAGAUGGAUAGUAAGGAAGUAAAUUCCUGGUUACUGUUUGUUAAAAUCUUGUUCAUGUUAUACAUUGACAACAUCAUGAUAAUACACGAGAGUUUUACUGUAAAUUGUAGAGGGCUUGCUUAUUGAUAGAUUUAACCCCACGAUUCUACUGGUUCUGCUCACUCAUGACCAGUGUCUAAGCGGCCCCUGCAGUGCAUUCUAUAAAUGCCAUUAAUUUACUGUAAUACUCCUAAAAUUUUAUAGUAUACUAGGACCAAAAUAUUUAUCAAAUUCUCUGUUUGUAAUGGUAAUAAUAUAUUAUGUUGUUUUUAAUUUUAAAUAAUGUUUAUUGUAUUUACUCUCGUGACUAACUGUAAAUGUAAUUAAUUUUCUAAAGUAAAACAGUAGACCGUGUCUCGUGAGAUUUAUGUUUUAGAAGCAUUUAACAUAAAUUUUAUAUAUGUAGAUGAUAUCAUUAUUUUUAAUAUGAUGAUGCAAUUUUGAUUAAUGGGUUAUAAUAAACUGUCUAAAAACUA
Molecule: messenger RNA, 8685 nt
Organism: Ostrinia nubilalis (European corn borer)
Lineage: Eukaryota; Metazoa; Arthropoda; Insecta; Lepidoptera; Crambidae
Exons: 5
Coding region: 156-7286 (2376 amino acids)
Biological process (GO): regulation of DNA-templated transcription
Source: RefSeq, a predicted model, not a curated record